CGAUCGCCUUCGCCCUUUCGGUCUCGAUAUAAUUGGAGCAGUGACAUCGGAUCUACGUGCGGUUUUCUAGGAUCGUCAACACCAUUGGUCACGGCAUUUACUUCUAAGUGACAGUGAUGCAACAAGUACAUCGUAUCGAUCCAUCCGGUGUAUGAGGACAAAAGGAACUAGCUGAAGAAGAGUGAUCCCUGGUAGUCGGUGUAACUCGAGAUAGUACUAGAACUAGAAAGAUGAAGUGCUGCAUCUGCAUCUGCAAACCUCGAAAAUGACAGGAGUGGAUCCGGUUUUGUCCGACGGCGCCAUCGCUGGAGGCCCAGCGCAGGAGUACCGUGAGAUUGUCUCGCGGUUGUUCAAGAUUCCGAACGGGCAUGUUGAAUCGGACUGCGCCGAGCCUACUAGCAAGGCAGGAGUUCUUGCGAUCAUCGACACAGGAGCUGAGCUUCCGGAGUUGUUGCUAGCAUUGCAGAGUGAGCUGCAAGAGAACCGAGGUGGAACAUCCAAUUCAACGCCAGUGGGCGUUUCUGUGGCGCGAAAUUACUCGCGGGAAGCUCCGGCGCUGUUGGUUCUUGCGGCGGACGACGGGAAAGCGCUAGAAUUCAAAGUCAAGCAUGAGGCUGGCUGGAUGGUGGUUCUCCAAAUCGUGCGCACCUUUCUCGACGCGGGAGUUCCUGUGGCGGGAUUGAGUCUAAGCGGAGCGCAGCGUGUACUCCAGGACAAAGCGGGCAUGCGAGACGCGAUUACCUUGAUGGAAGAGCUGGGACGGCACGCGCAAAGUCUUUCUCACUUGCACUUGACCAACUUCCACUUCGAUUCCACCGACAUGGAAAGUAACACAAAGCUUUGGCGGGCGUUUUUUUCCACUUGGACAUCAUCUACUGCAGACGGUGCAGAUGGUAGAUUAACAACCGGGAUGAAGACCCUUACCAGCCUCAAGCUUUUCAACAUCGGAAUGAGCCCGGAUGUACUGCGUACAAUUCUGCGUGCCGGGGCUGCGGAGUCGUUAACCAGCCUAGAAUUGAAUUUCGCGUCUUCGGGUGCUAGUUCGGGCUGGGUCGAUUCGCACGAAGAGGGAAAAAAGAGAAUCGCGAACGACAUCAUGGCGUAUUUGGAGAAGCGGGGAGCACGCGCAGCAGCUUCUAGUACCAACGGCGCUGAUGAUGUUCACCACGAACUGCGGCAUCUCAACAUCAGUGGCCUCAAGUUUCACGACACCGAGGCGCUUGUGCAAAUCAUGGAGACGCUUGGGAAGGAAGAGGUUGGAAAGCACCUGAGACUGCAAGAACUUUAUCUGAACGAGAUUGCCGAGGUCGAAAAUUUUGAUCAGACGAGUGAAGCGAUUGUGAAGAGCGUGGUAGAACUACUCGAGAAGACAAACGACACGCUAGAGGUGCUGUCCCUCGAGAGGAACGGCCUGGAGAAAGACACCCUGUACGGGUUGGCCCAGGGAGCUGCGGGGCUGGGGGACAACAUCAAGCUCCGGGCUUUGGGCCUCGGUGGGAACGACGACUGCUUGCUGAGCGAGGACGAGGACAUCGGGAAAAACAUCGCUGAAGCAUUGUCGAAAAUCGCCACGCUGCGGGUAGUCUCUUUUCCGGCCGGGGAGUUCGACGAGGCGGACCGCGGGGAUGUCACGACGGUACGUUUUCCGCAGCGAGGACCAGAGGACCUCGUUGCAGUAGAGUCACUAUCUUCAUCGCUUUGAGGGACCUGAAAAAACAGGUGAAGGCAUGCGAGAAGUGUUCCACGUUCUCUCGGUAAUUGUGUGUUGCACUUGUUAUGUCAUAAGCAUAACAGGAUCUUCUGCGCCAGCCGGAAAGCAAUUUGGGCAGGCUAUAACCAAGAGCAGCUUGUGUGGUUUUGUAAGAAACAAUUUGUGUACCAAGAAACGAAAAGAUAAGGAUUUGGACUGACAGGACGUGCGCGUGCACGAUACUGAUCGUGACUCCCGUAGCCUGAACGACUGGAUUUCUUGUACAAUGAGGCUAGAUUCUUGUACCAGC
Amoebophrya sp. A120 is the source of this 2000-nucleotide messenger RNA. Lineage: Eukaryota; Dinophyceae; Syndiniales; Amoebophryaceae. The record is from the annotation of a GenBank genome assembly.